AUGGCCGAGGCCCUGGUCGCGUCGCAGCUGGGCUGCUUCUUUCGUCGAGACUGGGCGACCACGGGCGUGUGGGGUAUCCUCCCCUGGAUGGCCCCACAGAACACACAAUGCCCGCUACGCCAAGCACUCCGAACCAAGUUUGGCGCUCUGACUGCCGAGGAGCAGGCCCAGAGGCAGAGGCAGCAGCGCCGUGCGGCUUUGAGCCUGAUGUCCCCACAGCAGAGGGUCGCUGUCCGCCAGCGCACUUGCUCAUACUGGCUCAGCCUGUCUGAGGCCGAGAAGGCCGCCUAUUAUGCCCGCAAAAAGAUACGUUUAGCAAACGAGUCGCCCGAAACCCGCGCCCGCCGCCUCGCUCGCCGUCGCCUACGCGAGGGCAUUCCGGAGGACGAGACUGCCGAGGCCCGCUCGAAACUCCAUGAGAACCAGAAUGCCCGUAUGGCCAGGUUCCGUAGCAAGGAGAAGCGUAUUCUUGAUGGCUAUGAAGGCACCGAGGCCGAACGUCAAGCCAUUAUCGACAAGAAGGCCGCCGCCGACGCCCGCGCCGAGAAGAAACGCGCCACCGAGACUACGGAUGACAAGCAGGCGCGCCAGGACAAUACACGUCUUAAGAACGAGCGUUUCAAGGCCACCCCUGCGUACAGGAUCUCGGAGGACAAGCGCCAAGAAAAGCGCAGGGCGGCCCGUGCCGAAUCCAAGAAGGCUCGCCAGGCGCAGAGCGAGGCUACAAAGGACGCGCGUGCCGCAGUCAACCGCGCCAAUGAUGCCGCCCGUAAGUGGGAGGCCCGCCGCGUCGCGCGUGUAGCGCGUGAGGCUGCGCCGGCGGCUGCGGCUGCCACCGCAAAGGCGAACUUCUUCAAGCCACGUACCAAGCCGCCCCUCGCUCGCCGUCGCAUUCGUGAAGGCAUCCCCGAGAACGAGAGCCCCGAGGCCCGCGCCAAGCGCGGCAACGCGUAUCCUCGCCGGCGAGGAGGGUACAGAUGCGGGCCACCAAACCAUCCUCAACAAGAAGGCCGCCUCCGAUUCCCGGGGCCUCCAGAAGCUCAAAAGAACUCGUCUUCGCAUGGAACCAACUCCACAAUUCUGGAAUGGCAGAGGCGCGCCACAUGGUACAAGAUACUCCCGAACAACGUCGCCGGUGCUACGCUCCCAACCAGUCGCCUUGGUUUCCUGGAGCAUGAACUUGGCAGCACUAUUCCUACUGUCUAA
Apiotrichum porosum is the source of this 1206-nucleotide messenger RNA. RefSeq lists its product as uncharacterized. NCBI's taxonomy places the organism in Eukaryota, Fungi, Basidiomycota, Tremellomycetes, Trichosporonales, Trichosporonaceae. The record is from RefSeq and is a predicted model, not a curated record. Bases 1 to 1206 code for a protein of 401 amino acids. The transcript has 2 exons.